AUGAGCCCUUUUGUGCCCAAAAUCCUCGUCUGCCCAGAAUCCUGCGUGAAGUACAAGACGACGGAGGAGCGCCUCACGUGCCGCGCCGAGGCGUCAAGCUACUGCGCAGCCAGGUGCCCUACAAGGACAAUCACGCUCGCCAGCGGUGAGGAGGUGACGAUGGCCGUGGACAUGGCAACCUGCCAGGAUCGCGGCUGCAUCCAGCUCGGUGCAUUCGGCAGCUCAGACACCACCACCACGCCACCCCCUGGGCAGCUCAACACGGAUGUCAAUGCCACGGGUCAAGCACCUGAGAGCGCCUUUCAGUUCCAGCCGACGAAGGUCAACACCAUGGUGGGCGGUCUUGUCUCGGACAGCAACUGGAGAUAUGCCGGCGGCAAGCAUAUCGCAGGCUUCUAUGCGCUGAACAAAAAUGAGCUGUUCUGCCCGACCGAGGGACGGACGGAUCCUGUGGCUGAUGAGUGGGAGCGGCGUGCUUUGUGCUUAAUGGGUAUCAACGCCGACACCCGCGCCGAGCCGAAGCUCGAUUGCCAGCCGGACCCGCUGCUCAAGUUCAACGGCUUGUUCCAGCGAUCCCUGGGCGAUGAGUUCGGCAAUGCCAUCCGAGGAGACAUCAGCAAGCUAACGGCCUCCUAUGGGGUGAUCAUUGUGUACUGCGCUAUCAUGAUCGGGAAAUGCGACGCUGUCCAUUCCGGCGUGUUCCUCUCCAUGGUGGCCGUGCUGAUUGUCGGCCUCACGAUCGCCAGCACCCUCGGCCUAAUGGGCUACUUCCAGGUCCCCAAUGGAAACCUCAACAACAACCUCUACUUCUUGCUACUUGGGCUGGGAGUCGACGAUGCGUUCGUCCUCAGCUCCGAGUACCUUGGGCACACCCGCGCAAACAAGGAUCUUCCCAUUGAAGAGCGCAUCGCGCGCACGGCACGCACAGGUGGCAUCUCCGUGCUGAUUACCUCGGCCACCGACGCCCUCGCCUUCCUGGUGGGCGCCACCACGGUGCUGCCGGCGCUGGGCUGGUUCUGCACCUACGCAGGUGUCUCCAUCAUUCUUUGCUUCACCUUCCAGCUGACAGUGUUUCUGCCGGCGUUGGCGCUCAACGCCUACCGCGUGGAAGCGAACCGCGUGGACUGCUGCUGCUGCUUCCGGGCGUCCGCGCGACCUUUGGACGAGCCGAAAGGCUGCUGCUGCUUCUGCUUGCCUUCCAAGGCGUACCAGGGCGGCCUCUUGAAACGAGGACUGAAGCGCUUUGCAGAGAUCAUCACGGCGCCCGUCGGCCAGAUCGUUACCUUCGUGGUGUUCUUUGGCGUGGCGGUGGCCGGAAUCUAUGGAUCCACGUUGAUUUACAAGGAUUUCAAGUUGGAGUGGUUCAUUCCGGACUCCUCCUACGUGAACGAGUUCUUCAACAUCAACACCCAGUACUUCGCCACAGGCACCGCAAUCACGGUGAACUUCCCGGGAACCGCGGACACGUUCGCGCAGCAGCAGAAUCUGCACGACGUCUACUCAUACCUGAACUCCUCGAGCCUCAUCAACCAGGACGUGGUGGUCGAUAGCUGGUACCGAGAGUUCAUGGAGUGGGCGACCGAGCCCAACCAGGCUGAGACGCUUUCCGCCACCUUCACGCCUUCUCGAAGCGAUGCUUCUGCGGUCUUCGCGAAUCGCGCCGAGUUCUACCCGGCCCUCCACUUCUGGUACCGCAACACUGUGGGCUCCCGCUACCGGAACUCCAUCAAGUGGACCGACGAGGACUGCGUGGUGAAUGGUACCAUGGAGAGCCUCCCGAGCGGCUGCACAGUGACGGAUGGCCUGUCCGCCACGCGCUUCAAUGCCGAGCUGUCAUUGGCCUCGACCAACAGAGGCACAGAUCGUUUCAACACGAUGACCACGAUGCGAAAGGAGAUUGACACCCGCUAUGCCGGCGCUUUCCCUUACAGCUUCGACUUCUUGUACUGGGAAGAGGUCGGCGUUAUUGACGAGGAGCUCGUCCGAAACUUGAUCAUCUGUGGGGGCGUCAUCCUCGUCGUGAUUUUUGCCCUGGUUCCAUCCUUCCGGAUCGCACCCUGGGUGGUGCUCUGCGUGGCGAUGUCGAUCGUCAACACGCUGGGCUUCAUGUACUACUGGGAGGUCACCAUCAGCGGCGUGUCCACGAUCUACGUGCUGAUUUGCGUCGGCCUGGCCGUCGACUACGCGGCGCACAUCGCCCACAUGUUCCGGGAGUCCACUGGCAGCGCGCGGGAGCGGGCCAUCGCUUCGAUGGAGCGAAUCGGGCCUUGCACGCUCAACGCUGUGCUCUCCACACUCCUUGCGGUGAUCGUGGUAGGCUUCUCUGACAGCUACGUGUUCCGAAUCUUCUUCAAGGUGCUCUUCCUCGUGGUCACCAUCGCCGGGGCCCACGGCCUCUGGCUCCUGCCCGCGAUCUUGGCGCUGGUCGGAGGCUCGAAAUCACCGGAGAAAGACGGGACUGCUUAUGGUGCAGAGGAGAAGGCCUCCCGGACCGUGCCCGCCAGCGAAGACGCGUAA
This is a messenger RNA of Symbiodinium natans, 2517 nucleotides long. Lineage: Eukaryota; Dinophyceae; Suessiales; Symbiodiniaceae. The record is from the annotation of a GenBank genome assembly.